Molecule: messenger RNA, 556 nt
Organism: Dendroctonus ponderosae (mountain pine beetle)
Lineage: Eukaryota; Metazoa; Arthropoda; Insecta; Coleoptera; Curculionidae
Exons: 3
Coding region: 16-423 (135 amino acids)
Source: RefSeq, a predicted model, not a curated record
CCCGAAAAUCCAAAAAUGCAUGAAAUAAAAUUUACAAUAUCGAUACUUUGGGUACAUCGUAGCUUUCAAACAUCCUUAGAUGAAAUAAAUCUGUCAGACUGUCAGAGCUGCUGUAACCUUUGGUGUCAGCCAUAUUUUUCCCACUUUUAUAGUUUAAAAUUCUUGCAUAAAGAAACAUAUAUAGAAAGCAUGGCCGGAGACAAAGUCAGCACUUAUGUGAAGCCACAGCUGCGAGGCCUUCUUGCAAGUCAAAUUAAAGUCAACCUGGGAGUUGCCGUUGUUCUGUGCACAGCUGCAGCAGUCGCAACCAAGAUAUUGGUGAAUGAUAGGAGGAAGGAAAUCUACGCCAACUUUUAUAAGAACUAUAAUAUUGACAAGGAAUUUGAAACCAUGAGGAAGAAGGGAUUGUUUGACUCCUGCUGAACACUUAAGCGAUUCCAAUAGAAAUAUGUAGAUCUUACUCUUCAACACUAGAAAUCUCAUGUAAUCGAAUAUCAACCUUCUGGUAGAUGAACAGCAAUGGUUUUGUGUUAAAAUUAAAUUAUUCCAAUGUAAA